Molecule: messenger RNA, 1482 nt
Organism: Gymnogyps californianus (California condor)
Lineage: Eukaryota; Metazoa; Chordata; Aves; Accipitriformes; Cathartidae
Gene: DCAF12
Product: DDB1 and CUL4 associated factor 12
Exons: 9
Coding region: 5-1447 (480 amino acids)
Cellular component (GO): Cul4-RING E3 ubiquitin ligase complex
Molecular function (GO): protein binding
Source: RefSeq, a predicted model, not a curated record
CUCCAUGUGGGGUCCGGCCGGGCUCUCGGCCUCUCCUCCUCCUCCUCUUCCUCCUCCUCCUCCUCCUCCUCCUUCUACUAUGGCCCGGAAAACAGUUAGCAGGAAGCGGAAAGCGGCGGCGGGUGCCGCCGCGGGGCCCGAUGCUUCUUUUCCACAGUAUGGGUGGGAUCACUCAGUUCACAAAAGGAAAAGACUCUCCCCGGUGAAAAGGUCUCUGGUGUACUACCUGAAAGGUAGAGAGGUCCGGAUGCAGAAUGAGUCCAGCUAUCACCGCUUGUUGCACGGAUACGCAGCCCAGCAGCUUCCCAGCCUCCUGAAGGAGAGAGAAUUUCACCUCGGAACCCUUAAUAAAGUGUUUGCCUCCCAGUGGCUGAACCACCGACAAGUGGUGUGUGGGACAAAAUGCAACACAUUAUUUGUGGUAGAUGUCCAGACUGGUCAAAUUACCAAGAUUCCUAUUCUGAAAGAUCGUGAACCUGGCAUGGUGAACCAGCAGGGAUGUGGUAUUCAUGCCAUUGAGCUCAACCCCUCGAGGACCCUUCUGGCCACAGGUGGAGACAACCCCAACAGUCUUGCAAUUUAUCGUCUGCCUACACUCGAUCCUGUCUGUGUGGGAGAUGAUGGGCAUAAGGACUGGAUAUUUUCAAUUGCAUGGAUCAGUGAUACUAUGGCUGUUUCUGGUUCCCGGGAUGGUUCGAUGGGUCUCUGGGAAGUCACAGAGGAUGUGUUGUCCAAAAGCGAUGCCAGGCAUAAUCUCUCUCAAGUUCCUGUCUAUGCCCACAUAACACACAGGGCUCUGAAGGAUAUCCCCAAGGAGAACACGAAUCCUGACAACUGCAAAGUCCGAGCAUUGGCUUUCAACAAUAAGAACAAGGAGCUGGGAGCUGUGUCCCUAGAUGGGUAUUUUCAUCUUUGGAAAGCAGAGCACACACUAUCAAAGUUACUUUCCACAAAGUUGCCAUACUGCAGGGAGAAUGUGUGUUUGGCUUAUGGUCAGGAGUGGUCAGUGUAUGCAGUAGGAUCACAGGCACAUGUCUCCUUUCUGGAUCCCAGGCAGCCUUCUCACAAUGUUAAAUCCGUCUGCUCCAAAGAACGAGGCAGUGGUAUUCGAUCGGUGAGCUUCUACGAGCACAUCAUCACAGUGGGAACAGGGCAAGGUUCCUUAUUGUUUUACGAUAUCAGAGCCCAGAGGUUCCUGGAUGAAAAGCCCCCACGUGCCUGCUAUGGACAGAAGCAGAAAUUAGGAGGAAGUGAAAUUUUGAAGUUGACUACUGGGAAAGGCUGGCUGAAUCAUGAUGAAACCUGGAGGAAUUAUUUUUCUGACAUAAAUUUCUUCCCAAAUGCUGUUUACACGCACUGCUACGACUCGUCUGGAACGAAACUCUUUGUGGCAGGAGGCCCCCUUCCAUCAGGACUUCAUGGGAAUUACGCUGGUCUCUGGAGCUAAUGAUAACUCUUUAUAAACGCUGAUCUUUACACAGA